This is a messenger RNA of Nasonia vitripennis (jewel wasp), 5379 nucleotides long. RefSeq names its product acid sphingomyelinase-like phosphodiesterase 3b. Bases 360 to 1805 code for a protein of 481 amino acids. Lineage: Eukaryota; Metazoa; Arthropoda; Insecta; Hymenoptera; Pteromalidae. Gene Ontology annotation, molecular function: hydrolase activity. The transcript has 10 exons. The record is from RefSeq and is a predicted model, not a curated record.
AGUUCCUCUCCGGCCGCCGUCGCGCGCGCUUCCUUCUCGCCCCCUCGUUCCGUCUUAUAUACGUCGGGAGAUAGAUCGACUCGAUAGUCUCGAACAGUAUAUAUACCCCGUGUGUGUUUAGUGCCGGCGCAAUCAGGAGAAAAAAAAAGAAAAACAGUGCACGACCGCAGUGAGUGUCUCGGGGCCGAGGCCCGAGGAGCUUCCUCCUGGAUGCUUCGCGCAAGCUCUCCUGCUGCAGCCUCCCUGCAGCUCACGCCGGCGCGUCGCAGCUCGUCAUAGAGCAGGAGUCUAGCCGCGAAAAUCAGCAGCCGAGGCGAAGGCGGCGCAGACGGCGGGAGACAGCACAACACGGCGACAGGAUGAUGCGUGACUACGUGAUGCUGCUGUCGUGGCUCUGCACGGUGCACGGCAAGGAAGUCAAUUUUUGGCACAUCAGCGACAUCCACUACGAUCCGAACUAUUCCAUCCAGGGCAACGGCGACGGAAAAUGCUGGAGUACGCCGUCGAACGCGGACAUAGGCCACAUGAGGCUGACGGAUAAGAUGCCGAGCGCCGGGGUCUACGGGCACUACAACUGCGACUCGCCCUGGGCUCUGGUCGAGUCGGCGGCCAAGGCCAUGAAGUCCAAACAGAUCGAAGGCAUCGAGUUUGUGCUCUGGACUGGAGACACGGUGAAGCGCUCGGAGAGCAUGACGGAGGAGUCGCGGCUGCAGUACCUGAAAAACAUCACGGACCUGCUGUCGCACACGUUCACGAGCCAGUUCGUCUUCCCGGUCUUGGGCCACGAGGACUUGGGGCUGCCGCUCUCGGCUGUCGCUCAGCUCUGGGGCAAGUGGCUGCCCGGCGAGGCCAUCACCACCUUCGCCAAGCACGGCUACUACACGAUAGAGCAGCGCUCGAAGAACUACCAGAUCAUAGCGCUGAACACGAACCUGUGGCUGUCGGCGGAUUCGAUGGACAACCGGGUGCCGACUCAGCGAGCGACGAGCAGCGCGGCAGCUCACGCCGCGGCCGCCGUUACCACCGCUACCGACCCUGACGGCCAGUGGAGCUGGUUCCGAAUGGUCCUCGACAAGGCCCGCAAGGAGGACAAGACGGUCUACAUAGUGGGCCACACUCCGCCGGGAAUCGACGACCGAGAGAGCGGCAGCGGCGUCCUCGCCGAGGAGCACAACACCCGCUACCUGCAGACGGUGCGCCAGUACUCGGACAUGAUUCGCGGACAGUUCUUCGGGCACUGGCACUCGGACACCUUCAGGCUCAUCUACAGCGAUAACGGUGAGCCGGUAUCCUGGGUAAUGGUGGCGCCGAGCGUCACGCCAUACAGAGCCGGUGGCCCGAAUAAUCCCGGUCUGAGGCUCUACAAAUUCGACAACGACACCGGGCAGGUACUGGAUUACGCCCAGUACUAUCUGAACUUGCCGGAAGCCAAUUCGGGCAAACGGGCCAAUUGGCGCCUGGAAUACAACCUUCGGGAUUAUUACGAGCUCAGCGAAAUAACGGCUCUGAGCCUUCACGACCUCGCCGAUCGAUUCACGCAGUCCAGCGACAAUAAGUUCGUCAGGUACUACGGCGCCAACAGGGUAGCGCUACCCCGAGAGGUGGAGGAGAUCUGGGGCUGCGGCGGCGCGCUGAACGGGCUCUGCGCACUGCAGCACUACUGCAAGGUGACGCGGCUCACGCAGCGAGCCUACAGCAACUGCGUCUCCUCCUACGCCUACGCUCUGGCCGCGGCUGCGUCCAGUGCUCUCGGACCGAGACUGAUGGGCCUCCUGCUGCCGGCGCUUCUCCUGCUAGCCCGGUAGGGACCAGAGCUGCGCUGCACACUCGAGUGAGCAUCGAGACACCGACUGACUGAUGUUGUACGCAUACAUACUUUACGAGACAUAUCCCGUGUGUUCUCUCGUGCGCCGAUGUGCGCGUGGAAUCGGCUUGGGGGAAAAAUACUCUACCCGAGCAAACUCGGCGGGUAUAAUCUACUCGGCGGAUCUUUCCAAGCCCCGCCGCGCGCGCAGAGCGAGAAUUAUGUACGUUUUUAAAACUCGCAAUCGUUUACGGGGUUAAAAGCUCCGAGCGGCGCCGCGGAUAUAUCUGUUUUUAAGUAUCAAACUUCCCGAAAGCGGAUAGAGAGUAAAGAUAUUGCGCGCGCCGAGCGAGUGUCUUUCCUUUAAACGCGGUUUGAGAGACUGCGCGAGUUUUUCAUUCUUUUUUUUUUUUUUUUUUAUCAAACGAAAGCUCAACAAUUUUGCGAUCCAUUCAAUUCUUCUUUUUGCUUCCAUCGAUAUUUCACACACGUAUUCCGUACACGAGACGCCCACAUUUUUCGGCGCGAAAUACUGGCGCGUGGAAAUAUAGAGCUUCUGAAAAUAAAAAAAUCGCCCGCAAAGAUUUUUUCCCCACUCAAAAAACCAUCGGUCCACUUCGUUGAAAGAGAGUCACGCGCGCGCGAGGACAAACAGGAAAAUUCGCCCGAGAGCGAAAAGAGGAGGGAAUAAAGCGCGUAUACGUGAUCGCGGGCGCAAAGUAACGAAAAUCGAGCCAAACAAGGGGGUACACGUCGUCAAUAGGACUGGUUCUGCGCGCGCGCAAAAAAAGGAGCGAUCGAAGUAUGUACGAGUUCGGAAUUCAAACGCCACUGCACAGCCGCGACUGCCCGACAAAGCCAAAGCGCGCGGAAUUCCGUUAAGUUUUUCAGCUCCGAAGGGAAUUCGCGCGCGUCGUGUUGUGUGUAUGUAAAUUACGUACAUGCAUUUAUCGUAAGAAUGAGGUGAAAAGAGGAGGAUAGGUAUAUGGGGAGAAACGUUCGCAUCUUCAUGUAUCACCCGCGCAAACUUGUAAUAGUCCGUAAGUAUAGAGGUGGAUAUUAUUCCACGGCAUCGUUGUACAAUAGCUAAGGUGUAUGUGUCUGCGAGAGUGUAGUACAGCGCGUCGAUGUAGUCCACGAGCAUCAACGGACGGUCAGUCGCGGUACACAGGUAACGUAAUCCCGAACAGAAAGCAAAUUUCCUAGGUUUGAUUCAAGCGAUAAAAAAAAUUACACGUACACCGAGCGUUUUCCCAGAAAUCCGAGGGAGAGAGAAAUCCCACUCUUCUCCCCGCAGCCUCUUUUUCAUGCCCUUUUAUUCGGCCAAUUAAAGCUGCAGCGCAGCGUCCCCUUUAUUUUCGCCCGUAGCACCGCGGCUUGGCUGCGAGCAGCUCCAUUCACAAAAAAAAGAGAGAAAGAGAGGAAAAAAACGUUUUACCCACUUGGCACUCUCUUCCGCGCACUCAACUUCAUUAUGAAGACGGCGCAGGCGCGUGUUCUAGCUCUCUCCUCUCGCUUACACUGCCCUGGUGUGUUUGGAGCACCGCCGGAAGAUUUUCGAUGUACACAUUCGAGCCGUAUAACAAUCUGUCCGGUGAUCCGCGCUCGCGUUGGCGGAUAUAAAGCCGCGCGCGGUAUUAUUGCCGUUUUCAUUAAUGAUAUCGAUCUCGCGCGCUGUUAUUGCGUUUUCACGUGUUAUAUCGAGAGAAAUUUCAUUGCGCUUUCGCCCCAUACUCUUUUAAUUAUAUAUACGCGUGAGAUGGCGGGGGAUCGCUUCCUCUUUAGUCGGGAGGAAAUUGCGCGAUAAAAAUUAACGAUUUCGUUAACGGCCAUCUCUCGCGAUUAUACGCGUUAUACGGGGGAUCGAAUUCCAGAGCGCGAGAGAGACUUUUGUAUUUCGGAGUAGUAGCGCAUAUAUUAUAUUAUUAUUGAUUUGACGAUCGAUCGCGUUCCGUUCAAGUUUGCAGGAUAUUUUAGAAGACUGUUUCGUAUUGUAUUGUUAAAAGAAAAGCACUGUACGUUGAUCCGUUGAAUUUCGCAAUUAUUAAACGCUGCAAUUUAAGCAUUAGAAUCCCUCAUUAUUCAUCGCGUUAACGCAUACGCCGGGCUAUAAAUAAAAAUCCCAUAACCCAUUACACGCUUACUCCGUCGAAUGCCGAGUAUGCGCGCGCGGAGAAAAUUUUUCGCUCCGUAUUAGCACAAAAAAAAGAACGCAGCUUCGAACGCGCCAAAGGGAAUUGGCUGCGCAUAGCCGGAAUAACAGUUAUCGUCGAAUGAAUUCCAUCUCGCGCGAUAUCUGCAGGCACUGUUCGAAUUCCAGCGAGAUGGAAAUUGAGCAGAAAAACAAGAUAAAAACGAGAAAAAUUGUCUCCCUAUCCCUUUUUCGGUGUUGUACACUGAGAGAAAAGAAUGCUUGUCGCAAAGGAUUCGCAACUUAACCACAUCUUAUUUUUCAUGUAUUUGUUGCAAACGAAAAUUUCUUCAUAGUAAGAGAAGAAUUCUUAACUAUUAAGGAUUUAGGAAUUUUUGAGCGAUUGGCGUCGAAACGUGUGCGUAUACUAUUUCACGCGUGAAGCAUAUUGAUGCACAACAUUUGAAAUAUCGUAGGGCUUAUUCGAUGAAGUCGAAGAUUCUGUAUGCAUAAAUACUUUUGUGAUAGUUUCAUAUAUGCAAUAUAUUUUGCAAAAACAAAGAAUCUUUCAACAUCGAAUAGUCUCAGAGCGAUACUAAAUGAUAAUAAGAAGUGAAAACAAGUAAUUAUAAAGUUUUAGUUAUUUUACGUCGAUGGAAAGAAAGAUACGAAAAUUCAAAAAUCUGAAAACCUAACUGUUAAGACGCUUGGAUUUCUCCAUAUUUUAAUCCAAUUUUCUUAACAGUUAAGAAUUCUGCUUUGUGUCAAGGAUUCUUUUCUCUCAGUGAUACAUAUUAGACAUUCCAUAUUGUUCAUCCCUCGGUUCUCCUCGAGCAUCUCGACUUCCCGGGGUUUCGAAGGCGGAGAAAGAAAGACAUUGUGCGUCCAAGUGCAGGACGUGAGACGAAAUUAGGUGCCGGCGCGCGAAUCGUUUCUGAAAUUGUUAUUUCGUUAUCGACACUCGCCGGAUAUGGCGUAUUGAAAAGAGCGGUCUAUCCUGCAUACACACAGACACACGAACACACAUACACGUAUACAGAGAAGCGCAGCGUUUUUCGAUAUAUGAUAAUAAUAAUAAUGUGUUGUCGCGCGAUAUCCUUAUAGCCUAUAGCUAUAUACGUGUGUAAAUUUCGCGAGCCGAGAGCAACUCGACUCGCGUCGCAGAGAUGACGAUCGCAACGUACGAAAAUAUUGCGCCGCGAAUGGACGAUACUAUAUAUACAUGAUAUAUAUUACGUUGGGCGAAUGAAAUUGUAGCCUAAAGAAAACGAAGCGACGCGCGAUAUGUAGAGAGCGAGUCGAGGCGGGAGUGCGAAUUAUGCGAGCGCAAGAAAGAAUCGUUAUAUACAUGUAUAAAAUGAAUAUGAUAUAUCUAUAUUCGUACCACUUUUUUGUGAUUAUCAUCAUGCAGUAUUUCUCAAUAAAGAGAGUAAUUUGUUUGUAA